This is a messenger RNA of Chroicocephalus ridibundus (black-headed gull), 6345 nucleotides long. Its product is annotated as heat shock transcription factor, X-linked-like. Gene Ontology annotation, biological process: regulation of DNA-templated transcription. NCBI's taxonomy places the organism in Eukaryota, Metazoa, Chordata, Aves, Charadriiformes, Laridae. The transcript has 7 exons. The record is from RefSeq and is a predicted model, not a curated record. Bases 3939 to 4871 code for a protein of 310 amino acids. Gene Ontology annotation, molecular function: DNA-binding transcription factor activity; sequence-specific DNA binding.
AUAAUUCUUAAUACCUCUCACUAUCCUCUCUUUGCUCCCAAAUUCCCCAGAUAUCAGCUGGGCUGGAGACACCCUGUGCCCUGGCUACUUCCCACUUGGAAUGCGUAGAAAUGUGAUGUUUUUGAGACAACCAGGCAUGACAGGAGAAGCUGAAACAACUCACAGGCUUCACUAGUAAUCAAGGUUAAAAGUUACCAUGAACUUGAAAAUUGGGCAGUAGCCACAUGGCUCUUGACCUGGUGUAAGUAUGAACACAGCUACGGUGGAAGCCAUGGAGCCUGCUCGCAUCAGCUGAGAGUCUGGUCCUUCUGUGCAGUGGUGAUUAUUCAAGAAACCAAGCAACCUCUGAGGAAGAGAGAAAACAGAAUGAGUCACUUCCUGAAGGCAGAGAUGGGAGAGGUGGCUGUGAUCACUGGGUCCUGGCUCUCCACCCCAAAGGGUUUGCCCUGCUGCCAGCAACUGCACCUUGCUUGCUGUUCUUCGACUUAUGUGAACACUUGGUAAGCUUCACCCUUGGAGCAAGCCUAAAUUGCUGAGGAUUUUCCAGAGAUAAAGUGAAAGCCCAAAGCUGAAUAUGGAUACUUUUCAACGGUCAGAAUAUGUUAGGAGCUGGCUUGUUAGUUGAAUCUGUGUUUUGGAUGGAGAAGAUCAGGUUUGAGACCAUUUAAGGAAUGUGAAGGUGCACAAGUCCAUGGGACCUGAUGAGAUGCAUCCGCGGGUCCUGAGGGAAGUGGCAGAUGAAGUUGGCAAGCCACUAGCUGUCAUAUUUGAGAAUUCAUGGCAGUCUGGUGAAGUUCCCGCUGACUGGAAAAGAGGAAACAUAACCCCCAUUUUUAAAAAGGGAAAAAAGAAGGACCUGUGGAACUACAGGCCAGUCAGUCUCACCUCUGUGCCCGGCAAGAUCAUGGGGCAGAUCCUCCUGGAAACUAUGCUAAGGCACAUGGAAAAUAAGGAGGUGAUCAGUGAGAGCCAACAUGCCUUCACUAAGGGCAAAUUGUGCCUGACAAAUUUGGUGGCCUUCUACAAUGGCGUUAUGGCAUUGAUGGAUCAGGGAAGAGCAACUGAUGUCAUCUACCUGGACUUGUGCAAAGCAUUUGACGCUGUCCCGCAUGACAUCCUUGUCUCUAAAUUAGAGAGACAUGGAUCUGACAGAUGGACCACUUGGUGGAUAAGGAAUUGGCUGGAUGGCCACAUUCAAGGAGUUGCAGUCAAUGGCUCCAUGUCCAAGUGACGACCAGUGAUGAGUAGCUUUUCUUAGGGGUUGGUAUUGGGACUGGCACUGUUUAACAUCUUUGUCAGCAACAUGGACAGUGGAAUUGAGUGCACCCAAGUUUGCUGAUGACACCAAGCUGCGUGGUGCAGUUGAGACACUGGAGGGAAGGCAUGCCAUCCACAGGGACCUGGACAGGCUUGAGAGGUGGGCCCAUGCGAACCUCAUGACGUUCAACAAGGCCAAGUGCAAAGUCCUGCACAUGGGUCAGGGCAAUCCCAAGCACAGAUACAGACAGGGCAGAGAAUGGAGAACAGCCCUGCAGAGAAGGCCUUGUGAGUGUUGGUUGAUGAGCUCAACAUGACCCAGCAAUGUGUGCUCACAGCCCAGAAAGCCAACUGUAUCCUGAGCUGCAUCAAAAGAAGCAUGGCCAGCAGCUGAGGGAGGUGAUUCUGCCCCUCUACUCCACUGUAGUGAGACCCCACCUGGAGUCCUGCAUCUGGCUCUGGGGCCCCCAACAUAAGAAGGACAUGGACCUGUUGGAGCAGGUCCAGAAGAGGGCCAUAAAGAUGAUCAGAGGGCUGGAACACCUCUCCUAUGAAGACAGGCUGAGAGAGUUGGGGUUGUUCAGCCUGGAGAAGAGAAGGCUCCGGGGAGACCUUAUAGUGACCUUCCAGUACCUAAAGGGGGCCUAGAAGAAAGCUGGAGAGGGACUUUUUACAAGGGCAUGUAGUGACAGCACAAGGGGUAAUAGCUUUAAACUGAAAGAGGGUAGAUUUAGAUUAGAUAUCAGGAAGAAAUUCUUCACUGUGAGGGUGGUGAGACGCUGGAACAGGUUGCCUGGAGAAGCUGUGAAUGCCCCAUCCCUGGAGGUGUUCAAGGCCAGGCUAGAUGGGGCUUUGAGCAGUGUGGUCUAGUGGAAGUCCCUGGCAGGGGGGUUGGAACUGGAUGAUCUUCAAGGCCCUUUCAACCCAAACCAUUCUAUAUUUCACAUCUAUUUGUAAAAGUCUGAAGCUAGAUGGUGAAAUACCCUCUGCUUUUUCCAUUUUCCAGCACUUAAAUGCAGUAUUAAAGCUCUAUUACAGCAAUUUGAAGGACUCAUGUUUCGUUGAUGGUUGGACUUGAUGAUCUGAAAGGUUCCUUCCAACCUAGACAAUUCUAUGAUUCUAUAUAAACCAUUCUAUAGAGGAAGUACUGUACAGUAAUGUUUGCGCUGACAGUAAUGUUUGUGCUGAUCCCUUGUCCUGCUGCUGGUGAAUCUCCCUCUGUUGACAAGUUCUUUAUUCAUUGGCAUGAUAGCAGCAAGCCUGCUUUUAUCACCGUUUCCAAACUUAGCCAAUGCUUAGAACAGAUUGUUAGGGAACAGUAACCUGGGACUGCUAACAAGGUGAGCUCAGGGGUUGUUCUGGGCUGUCGGCUCUCUGCUGGGUCUCUGUCACCUUAGAAAUAACCUCCCCUGUUACAGAGCUCGCAAAAUGCUGCAGCCAGCCCGCCUCACACUGGGCUGCAAGAGAGAGAGAAGCAGGAGCUCAGAUACUGGGUACCAUAGAUGGGUCCUUCAGUUGAUCCUGCUGGCGUGAAGAGGGUUUACGCCACACAAAGGCUUGCUGCAAUGUGUUUCAACAAGGGAAGCCCUUUCCCCUUGCUCGGCAGAAGUGUUCAUAGCCCCUUUGAAAGGUAGUUUGCUACCAGGGAGUUUUUCCAGCUGCAGGACAGAUCUCAGGGCAUAUGAGGAGUCCUUGCUUUAGAUGCUGGCCUGAAGGAGCUUUAUCAGUAUUGUCGUAGUGCCUGGAGCAUUGGGUCAGUAUAGCUUGUGUCAAACACGUAAAGCUGGCUCAGGACAAACUGUUGCCAGCUCUUCAUACCCAAAUAGGGUAUUUCAGGGCAAAUUUCUUCAGGUACCCCCUUCCCUUUCUCGUCAAAUACAAGAAACAAAAGGCAAAAUGUCUUCCUCUCAGUUAAAUUCCUCCAGGGCUAAAGAAGCCAAAGGAUGAAGGGCACAAUAGAAUCGUCUAGGUUGGAGGGGACCUUUAAGAUGCAGCCAGUACCAGGGAGGGAGCACACUGAAAGGUCGGAGCCCGUCAUGGCACCACAUGCCUGGAGCACGAGGGUGCCUGGUGGGUGUGACAAAGGUUAUGACAACCCAUAUCAGGCACAGCUUGACUGCCCUGGUGUGCUGGGCCAGGCUGAGCUAUAUGCUGGGCUCCUCUGAAAGUGACUGUGCAACUCAGGGGGAAAGAUGCUGAUCUUUCAUCAGCCCAUUAGGCUUCUCUUGGAGCAAAAUUACUGUCAGUGCCUGGGGAGGCUAGAAAUUACUCUUGUGCAGUCCUGCAGUAUUUAGACAAGGGAGUAUUUUGCCUGGCUUUUAGCUAAUGUGCAGCCAAGGCCUGUAAGAUGUUUCCAGUGAAUCACAAAAACUCCCCAAAAGGGGCACUGGGAUGCCCAACACUGCAGCUAUCCCCACUCCUCCCUUCAGACCCACUCCUGGAUGCAACUGGACACAGCAUGGUCAUCUCAUUGUCCACAACUGUCCCACACAGCUUUACUGACUCCUGGGCUUGGGAGUCCCACCACCCCUGUGGCUCUGGGAGUGAAGAGCAGCAAGUGCUCUGCAGCAAGGGCUCCUCUGGCUGCUCCCUUCUGCCGGGGCACCGCUGUCAAACAGCACCCUGAUGUCACGCUGUGAUGUCCCCACUGUGCAGCACGGGCAUCAAAAUGACAUGUCAGAAUGUCCCAUUGGUGCCCCCGGUCACCUGGCACCAGUCGGCCUUCGCUUGCUGACUGGCAGGACAAGGCCAGGCUGCUCAUGGCGAUGGACAGCGAGGAAAACUUUUGUCCAACUGGGACAGAAGAAAUGAAAAGGCAGGAAUCUCCCGCAGAAAUACCAUCAAUUUCUGCUCCAGCUGUGCUGGGGUAUCCAGCCAACAUGAUUUCUGCUGGCUCUCCAGGACAGGGGGAAAGAGCACCCUGCGACGCUGCCGUAGCAGAGUGGAAUGUGGAGCUGGAUGUCCAACCUGGCUGUGAGGGACGUGAGACCAAGCAAGUCCCUCCUGUUUCCAACAAGGCAGUGGGUGAAGCCAAUGAGUUCUCAGCACUCCACUUCCCUCAGAAGCUUUGGAAGGUGGUGGAAAGCCUCCAGUUUCAAUCCAUUUGGUGGAGCGCGGAUGGAAAAUGUGUUGCCAUCAAUGAAGGACUCUUCAAAGAGGAGGUGCUGGGUGGGGGAAGACCUCAACAAGUUUUUGGAAUGAACAGCAUGAAGAGUUUCCUUCGGCAGACGAACCUGUACGGCUUCACCAAACAGCGACAGGAUUUCCAACGAUCUGCCUCCCUGCCCGAAUUCCUGGCAGAAGAAGCAGCAGCUUCUGCUCACAGCCAGAUACUCUACUACUACAACCCCACCUUCCACAGAGACCAUCCCCACCUGCUGGCAAGCUGCAAGAGGAGGGUUGGCGUCAGACGCAGAGCCCUGGACGCCCCAGCGGUGGAUGAAGGGCACCCCUCCAGAAGCCCGGGUGCUCAGCCUGCAGGGGACACGCAGGCACCCCCCAAGCGAUGGGCUGAAGCACCUCCCAGCCUCAGCAGCAGCAUCCCUCCGCCUCCCCCGGCAGCUGCUCCCACCAUCCCAGAGCCUGCCGGAGCAGCGGGCAGCCAGAGGUUUUAGGCUUCUGUUAUAGCUUUAAGAGGGAUCAUCUUCAGCUGCUGGAAAGGUGCAAGCCAAAAGUGGGAUACAAAACAAGCCGCAGCUGCCUGAAUGCAGAGAUGGAUGAAAAGCACCCCAGAAGCCACCAAGAUCUUCGGCCUGCGCAGGGAACCGUUGCUGGGGUGCAGGAAGGUGUUCACACCAGCUCCACCGCAGGACAUGCAGGUGUCUGCUUGCAGAAAGUCCAUACUUGCCAAGAUGCAUCUUUCCCUUCAGCAUGUAAAGGCACCACAUGCAGCAGAUACUUGGUUUUGUUCUGUGGUCGGCCCCGGCUGUGUUAUCUGCCAUUCCCCUCUGCAGCAUGCAGGAAUGGUGUGGAAAGGAGAGCAGACGGCCACUCUGGGUCUUCAGGAGGUGCAAGGCCAUUGUGAGCGCAGAGCUUUAGAAGAAGGACCAGAUGGUUGUGUGCUUGCCUGCGCUGACCAAACUCAGUACUGCCAACAGCAGUUUCUCUAGAAAGGUCUAUGUCCUCCUGCCCACUCUGCUCUGGGCGUGGCUGGGUGCGGAUCCUUUUGGCUCUUCCUAUGUAACACUUUGUAUGGAAACUCGAUACCCUUGAGCAGGGGCAGACCCACACUCUGCUCUAUCUGCAGAGUGAGGACUUUGGAUAUUUUGGGACAAAGAUUUUCAAUAGGAUUCUAGGCUUGAAAGUUAAGGCCAAAUGUGAUCCAGCCCAGUGAUCAGUGUUGAUUGGAAAGCAGCCUAAUGGAGAGAGAUGAAGACCUCGAAGCAUGCUCCUCUAGCACUGUUCUGGCUAAUACCAUUCUGGUUUAUCAGGUGGGCGGUGCUGACUGUGUGCAGCAUUACCCGCUCAGGGCAGGCCUGCCCCAGUGCCAGGGUCUGUGCAGCAGUGGCCUUGCCGGGUGCAGAUGCUGGGGAGCUCCACAUCCCAAAGGUCUCAGAUUCAUUCCUGUGAACUCAGCUAUCAUUUUCCUAGUACCAGUCUCCGUGCCCUUUGGUUCUGGAUUGAUGCAAUCGUGAGUUCAGCAAAGUCUGAACUCCGUUCACCCCUGCAGGCAACAGCAGAGAAAGUUCAGGGACUGAAAGCAGCCACCUGCCGUUGGUCACCAAGAUCAGCAGAGCUGGGGCCACUGGGAGAUAUAACCAACAUAAGUGGUCAGAGACAACUUCGUAGAUGCUCAGAAAGCUGCUGAUGGGAUUCUGGAUGGAUCCAGCUUGCCAUGAUUUCUCACUCCUGAAUCCUUCUCCUCCUUUAGGCCAGUUCUGGAAACUGUAGGCAUGUAUGAGCUCCCUUCCUUCCACCUCUCUUGGAUGGCUGAAGAAUUGUACAGCUUCACACAGGGAGUAGUAGUAUAUCCCUCUGGCCCUCCAGGAUAUGUCCUGGUGACAGUAUGUCUCUGUCCCCUUGUCACCCUUCCCCUCACCACUUCAGCUAUAUGAAUGAACAGUGAAAGUAGUUCAAAUCACCUGUAAA